AUGAAGUCAAUAAUCGAGCAUGUAGUUUUGUUCAAGAUCAAAGAAGAAGCUUCACAAUCCCAGAUUCAUUCCUUCGAAGAACAAGUCAAUUCCCUCGUCUCUCUGGAACAACCACUUCACCUCACUAUGGGUCCAUUAACCGCUAUCCAAUCCUCUUCCAUUUCAUCUUUCACUUUCACUCACAUACUCCAUAUCCGGUUCAGCUCCAAGGAAGAUCUCCACGCCUAUGCGGUUCACCCAACCCACGUAUCAGUCGUCAACGAUAACAAGUCUCUGGUGGUUGAUAAGAUGGCUCUUGAUUGGGUCACGGAGGUUCACGGCGACGAUUUGGUUUUACCGGUGGAGUCGGCUUUGAGAGUUGUGUUCUUCAAGUUGAAGGAGGGUUUGGGGGAAGAGGGUAAAGAGGAGGUGUUGAAGGGUGUAAAUGGAAUUCAACGUGGGAAAGCUGUGCAGUUUACGUGUGGUGAGAAUUUCUCUGAUGGUAGAUCUAAAGGGUUUUCUAUUGGUUCUCUUGCGGUUUUUCCGGGGGUAAGCGAAUUGAAGGAGGUUGAUUCUGAUGAGGAGUUUCGGAAAUAUGAUGAGAUUAAGGAGAAUCUGGAUACUGUCUUGGUUCUUGAUUAUGUGGGACACGGCCAAACAGCAUCUUAA
Lathyrus sativus (Indian pea) is the source of this 648-nucleotide messenger RNA. NCBI's taxonomy places the organism in Eukaryota, Viridiplantae, Streptophyta, Magnoliopsida, Fabales, Fabaceae. The record is from the annotation of a GenBank genome assembly.